CUGACUUACAUUUGUGAGCAGCAUUCAGUGCUGUGCGAUGGAUCCACCCUGACAGAUGUGAUUUGAUAUUAUUACUACUGAUGGAUUUCUGAUUUGACGCAACACCAAACAGUAUCGAGAGGAGGGCGUUAUCGUGCAAGAUGGACACGGCAGAGGAAGCUGAUAUAUGCCGGGUGUGCCGCUCCGAGGGAACCCCUGACAAACCUCUGUACCAUCCAUGUGUCUGCACUGGCAGUAUUAAAUUCAUUCAUCAAGAAUGCUUGGUUCAGUGGCUGAAGCACAGUAGGAAAGAAUAUUGUGAAUUAUGCAAGCACAGAUUUGCUUUCACACCAAUCUACUCGCCAGACAUGCCAUCACGGCUUCCGGUGCAGGACAUAUUUGCAGGACUGGUCACAAGUAUUGGCACGGCUAUACGCUACUGGUUUCACUACACACUUGUUGCGUUUGCAUGGCUGGGAGUUGUGCCUCUCACAGCAUGUCGAAUAUACAAGUGUCUGUUUACAGGCUCUGUGAGCUCUCUCCUCACCCUGCCUCUUGAUAUGCUGUCCACGGAGAACUUGCUGGCGGAUUGCUUGCAGGGUUGUUUUGUGGUGACAUGCACCCUGUGCGCCUUCAUCAGCCUGGUGUGGUUGAGGGAGCAGAUCAUACACGGUGGCGCCCCCCAGUGGCUGGAGCAGAAUCUACAGGCAGCAGCCAACAUGGCCGCACAAGCCAAUGAGGCCCCGGCUGCAGCACCAGGCCCUGGUGACCCAGACCCACAGGCUGAGGAGGCCCCUGCGGAGCAUCCCCCCGAGGAAGAGGAGGAUGCGGACGAAGAGCAGGCAGCAGACGACCCCGAGCAGCAGGAGGACCCAGCCGAAGACCUGGAGGCUGACAAUGAGGAUGAAGAGGAGGCAGGGGCCGAAGAUGCUGAGGCCAACAACGGAGGCCAAGAUGACAUGAACUGGAAUGCCCUGGAGUGGGAUCGGGCGGCAGAGGAACUGACCUGGGAAAGGAUGCUUGGACUUGAUGGGUCCCUAGUGUUUUUGGAGCAUGUCUUUUGGGUGGUGUCACUGAACACACUCUUCAUCCUGGUGUUCGCAUUUUGCCCAUAUCAUAUUGGACACUUUUCCGUUGUGGGUCUUGGCUUUGAGGAAUACGUCCAGGCCUCACAUUUUGAAGGUCUCAUAACCACCAUCGUUGGCUACAUCCUGCUGGCCAUGACCUUAAUUCUGUGCCAUGGCUUAGCAGCACUGGUGAGGUUCCAGAGAUCCCGACGUCUCUUAGGAGUUUGCUACAUAGUGGUAAAGGUGUCCCUGCUGGUUGUAGUUGAGAUUGGUGUUUUCCCCCUCAUUUGUGGAUGGUGGCUGGACAUUUGCUCAUUGGAAAUGUUUGAUGCCUCGCUGAAAGACAGGGAGCUGAGCUUCAAGUCGGCCCCUGGGACGACCAUGUUCUUGCACUGGCUUGUGGGGAUGGUUUACGUCUUCUAUUUUGCUUCGUUUAUCCUUCUGUUGCGAGAGGUUUUGAGACCUGGUGUCUUGUGGUUUCUAAGAAAUCUGAACGAUCCUGACUUCAAUCCAGUCCAGGAGAUGAUUCAUCUGCCAAUUUACAGACAUCUCAGGAGGUUUAUUCUCUCCGUGGUGGUGUUUGGUUCUAUCGUGCUUCUUAUGCUGUGGCUGCCCAUCAGAAUGAUCAAACUCAUUCUCCCAAGCUUUCUACCUUACAAUGUUAUGCUGUACAGUGACGCCCCCGUGAGCGAGCUGUCUCUGGAGCUGCUGCUGCUGCAGGUGGUGCUGCCGGCGCUGCUGGAGCAGGGACACACGCGCCAGUGGCUCAAGGGCCUGGUCCGCGCCUGGACCGUCACCGCCGGAUACCUGCUAGACCUCCAUUCGUACUUACUGGGAGACCAGGAAGAGACGGACGCCGACCAGCAGCCUGCUCCCGCCGCCGGCGGCGGCAACAACAACAACCAGGCUCCGCGCAACAACAACAACGCCAACGCCAUCCCCGUGGUGGGCGAGGGGCUCCACGCGGCCCACCAGGCCAUCCUGCAGCAGGGGGGGCCCGUGGGCUUCCAGCCCUACCACCGGCCCCUCCGCUUCCCUUUCAGAAUUGGCCUUCUGAUUGCACUGAUGUGCAUCACACUGUUAGUAGCCAGUCUGGUCUGCCUCACCUUACCAGUCUUUGCCGGGCGCUACCUGAUGUCCUUUUGGACGGGCAGCUCGAAGAUCCACGAGCUGUACACGGCGGCGUGCGGCCUGUACGUGUGCUGGCUGUCCAUCCGCGGCAUCACCCUCCUGCUGGCCUGGAUGCCGCAGGGCCGUCGGGUCAUCCUGCAGAAGGCCCACGAGUGGUCCCUCAUGAUCGUGAAAACUGUGGUUGUGGCCGUGCUGGUGGCUGGGGUCAUUCCCCUGCUGCUGGGGCUGCUCUUUCAGCUGGUGAUUGUAGCCCCACUUCGGGUUCCACUGGAUCAAACGCCUCUCUUCUACCCCUGGCAGGAUUGGGCCCUCGGGGUGCUCCACGCCAAAAUAAUAGCUGCCAUUACCCUGAUGGGCCCCCAGUGGUGGCUGAAAACUGUGAUCGAGCAGGUGUAUGCCAAUGGGAUUCGUAACAUUGAUCUACAUUUCAUAAUCCGGAAGCUGGCGGCUCCAGUCAUUUCAGUUUUGCUGCUGUCUCUUGCUGUGCCCUAUUUGAUUGCUGUUGGGAUUACUCCCCUCAUUGGAGUGACCCCUGAGAUGCGUAUCCUGGUCCAGAGGAGGAUCUACCCCUUCCUCCUCAUGGUGGUCACGUUGCUGGGGAUCCUCACCUUCCAAAUCCGCCAGUUCAAGCGGCUUUACGAACACAUCAAAAAUGACAAGUAUCUUGUGGGGCAGCGUCUGGUGAAUUAUGAGAGAAAGGCAAGAGUUAGUGCUGCUCCCCCACCACCAGUCUACCCACCCCAAGACUAGCAUGCAUAAGAUGUCAAUCAUGAAAUUGUACAGCUAAUUUGCCAUUUGGUUGUGUCGUGACAGUUGUAUGUGGGUGUGUGAACGUGUGUGUGCGCAUUGUGUGUGUGUGUGUUGUUAUUGCCUUGCAACGUACUGAGGACUGUACAUAUGUAAAUACCUCACACACAUGGAUUAAUAGAACAACCAUUGUACAUUUCUAAAAAUGUAUAUUAAUUUAUUAAAGCAAAUUGUCACUA
Messenger RNA from Sardina pilchardus (European sardine), 3163 nucleotides. RefSeq names its product E3 ubiquitin-protein ligase MARCHF6-like. NCBI's taxonomy places the organism in Eukaryota, Metazoa, Chordata, Actinopteri, Clupeiformes, Clupeidae. The transcript is spliced from 27 exons. Bases 141 to 2927 code for a protein of 928 amino acids. Gene Ontology annotation, cellular component: endoplasmic reticulum membrane. Gene Ontology annotation, molecular function: zinc ion binding. The record is from RefSeq and is a predicted model, not a curated record.